This is a messenger RNA of Caenorhabditis bovis, 417 nucleotides long. NCBI's taxonomy places the organism in Eukaryota, Metazoa, Nematoda, Chromadorea, Rhabditida, Rhabditidae. The record is from the annotation of a GenBank genome assembly.
AUGGCUGACAACGAUGUCGAGAUGGAGGAGGUGGUGGCGAACGCCGGAAAAUCGAAAGGACGCGGAUUGGCGAGUUCGAGAAAUCGCGAGAAGAUCGUCUAUGAUGUUGUCGAGGAUGAGGAGAAAGGCGCCAGCGGACCGCAAAGAUCCGUCGAGGGCUGGAUUGUGUUUGUGACGAAUAUUCACGAGGAAGCCACCGAGGACGAUGUGCACGACAAAUUUGCCGAUUUCGGCGAGAUCAAGAAUGUGCACUUGAAUUUGGACCGAAGAACGGGAUUCCUGAAAGGAUAUGCUCUUGUUGAGUAUGAGACUCAAAAGGAGGCUUCUGCUGCCAUCGAAUCCUUAAAUGGAAGCGAGCUUCUCGGCCAAACGAUCAACGUUGAUUGGUGUUUCGUGAAAAGCGGAAAGAAACAUUAA